Molecule: messenger RNA, 3375 nt
Organism: Amorphotheca resinae ATCC 22711
Lineage: Eukaryota; Fungi; Ascomycota; Leotiomycetes; Helotiales; Amorphothecaceae
Exons: 1
Coding region: 1-3375 (1124 amino acids)
Source: RefSeq, a predicted model, not a curated record
AUGCUCCAACGGAGCAGCUCCCAUGGGGCUGAUUGUCAUAGAUCAACCUCGUCUGUUCACAGCAAACCUGAAUCCACCAAGGCUGAGGUCGCCAACCAGCAUGCCCAUGCCGCAGCAACACUAGCCUUCGCUCGAGCACAAGAGAAAAGCAGCACCGAUGCUAGCCACAAAGGUGUCGGAUUUUCACGGAAAAAUAUAACUUCGAGUAGUCAAGACAGUCAGCCACCGCUUCAGCAGAACAAAGGUCCAAGCAAUGUGGACCGGGUCGUCAAGCGACAGCAGAGUGUGCGGUUUGUGACUUGCACUGACGUGGAAGGACGGCAAUCUAAGAGCAAUAGGGAGGUUCGUGUUGAACCGCGGGGCAGCUUUUCGACUGUUAGACCCGCCGCACUCCGCCCUCUUAGUCGAUGCUCAUCUCUUGGCAACGCUGGAAUAGCGGGGGAGAAAGCAGGAUUCAAUGAGAGAGAGCUCGCCCCGUAUGGUCCAUACUCAAGAAAGGAUGAUGCCGUUGCCUCUUCUCCAGCUUCGUCUCGCCAUGUCCGAAAGUCCAGGUCUAUGUUCAUGCCACUCAAAGCUCCCAAGGUCUUCUAUACCAACGGGACCCCCGAAAGACCAGGGAACACCUCCUCUGGUCACCGGGACAGUAAUUUGAACGCUGCAACGCCGCACAUGAAUUCAUACGAAGCUCCUCUGAGAACCCCAAAGUCAAUGAGCUUCCUUGGGCUGAGACGAGAACGUGACUCUUCGGGGAGUCGCGAGAGCAAUGAUUUGGGCAUACAGAUGGCGCGGGAUAGGUUCCUCCAUCAAACAAAUCAGCAGAGGCUUCUGGAGAAGCCUUCGUUCCUCUUCAAGUUGAAAGUUCAAAGACAAGAGAAGCAGUCCCGGAAAUUUGUUCUUACUAGCAGCACAAACAGCUAUGGAUCACCCAUCGCCUCUUCCAACCAAGGCACAACACCAAAAGAAUUCAAGCUGAAGGACAAAGCUCGCAAGGCAAGGCGGAAUAUCAAGGACAGAUUCAGACGGGCUUUCGGGCGUAGCAGCAAGGAACAAUUAGAUAUUCCGGUCCAACAAGUCGAUGCCUAUGAGACACAUGUCCGAGAAUAUCCAAGUGGUUCGGACGCUAGACUCAGCAACUUUGAAGAUAUUCCACUUCAAUCAGAAGCGACUCUUUGCCAAGUAGCAUCUCGCCCUCCUUCUAUUUAUAUGAUAAGCUCAAGCCAGCGAAUAGAAUCGCAAACUGGCAGCGUUAAGAGCAUAGGAAGUGAUCGCAGUGGCGACAACUUGCCCACCACUGAUACCAAUGCCACCACAAGCCAGGGAUCCAGACUCCAGCCCGAAAGGGAUAUUCAGCGUCUAUCUGUCAUCAACGAGAAUGGCGCUCAUGUUCCCUCGUCCUCAUUGAAUAAUACACCAGCAAACCAUAAGCUCGGUAAGAGCGACGGUUAUGUGCCUGAUGGCAAUUCGAAGACGACUCCUGUCCCCGAGCACGCCAGUCUCUACCACUAUUUAAUGAAACGCCUCGAGGAUACUUCUCCUCAGCGCCGCCUCGAGGCUUUGCGAAAGAAAAUGAAGGAAAGCGUCAGUAUCUCAAAGGAUGUGGAAAGUAUUAGCAGUGCAAAGCAUGUGGAAAACGUCAACGCCGCAAAAGAUGUGGAAAACAUCAACAUCACAGAAGUGCCACGACGUCUCGCUUCUUUUGCUGGCACUGGCGUUAAAUACAAGAUGGUAACCAUAAAACCGGUUCCGCCGUCUCCCAUGUGCAGCAGUGAGGCAGGCCGGUCUCCCAAGCAUGGCCACCAAUGGGUCACAGCUGACUCCGCCCACGCAGCUAGAGCUGAGGAUAUUUUCGGACGUACAGGUCCCCACGUACAUGAAUGGUUUGCAGCAGACUCUCUCCGGGAAGCAAGAAUGCGUAGGCAAGGCAAUAAGGUACUGCCAGAGGAACAUGCCAUCAAUGAAGUUAUCAGCGGCUUAAAGCAAGGGCGGAGCGGCUCAGAUGCAGCUACUUUUUCACACUCUCAUGAAGCCAGCACCAAAACAUCAAACCAUUUGGCGCCAGAGAAUAUGAAUAUGACGCCGCAGGAGGUUGCGCACCUUAUUGAGCCAAUCGUUCCGGAAAGGAGAAUUGUGCUCGAAGCAAGAUCUACCUUCUUUGGUGGGACCAAAUACGCCACUGUCAAAACUAUCAGCCCAUUUCGGCGUGCAUUGACAGAAAGUGAAGCUGAGAGCUCUGCUGCAGGCGCUGAAACUCAGGAUGCAAACAAGCCUCCGAGUGUACCCUAUUCAGAGAGCAUCUAUUCAAGAAGCACAGGCGGUGGGACACCAGCCUUCGCCAAGAGUUCCUUGACUUUGCACUCAUGCGAGGAAGACAUCCCAAAGAUGUCAUCUGCUGACGCCGGCAAUGGAGAUGCAAUCAUUCUUGAUAGACAUAUAUAUCGUCCAAUCAUGCCAGACAUGAAGGGCCAUCGCGCUACGAGCUAUGCAGGUUCAGUUGAGUCAUUCGAGUGGCAGAACUGGAUGAGUUCAGAAGUCACGAAACUUGAAAACGGCAAGGCAAAUCCAAACUGCGCUUCUACUCAGGCCGCCUUCUAUAUCAAGGAUCUUCCCGUGAUGACAUGGUCCUUGCGUAGCAGACAUGUCCGAGAGAAUGCGCAGAUCAUUGGUGAUGACACCGAGGUGAACCAGAGCAAGGCCAUUCCGGUGAAGCAACCGCUGGGAACGGUGCAGCAGAAUGUGAAACUAAACCAACAAAACAUACCCGUGCUGAAACCCAUCGUGAAGUAUAGAUCCUCAACAGCUCUUGUUCUUGCCGAGAACAUCGACUCGGGCAGAAGAUCAAUUCCACCACCACCACCUGCACGGCCAGCGAGCCCACCCCCACCGCCGAUUCCACUUCGCUCGCACCUCCGACCAAACCCUUAUCCGAAAUUUGGUCUGUCUUCUGCGAAUGCAGUCAAUACAACUAAUCUUUUCGGCGCACCAAAUUCGGCAGCCAAUGUUCCGAGAAUGGGUAGAGAGAAUCUCAGGAGCGGCUCAGAAACUGCGUUCAAUAGUCCGAAGAGCAUUGGGACUCCGGUGAAUUUGGCGAAGAGAGUCAGGCAGUCUAAUAAAGUGAGUCCAGGAGGAGGCCUUAGUGCCGCUGUCGAGAAACAGUUUGGGAGUACAUAUCCAAUAAGUCCAGGUGAUUGGAGAGUUAAUGGAAAGGACAUGGAUCCAGGAGGUGUGGAGGAAGAUGACAUCUAUGGAGCAGAGGGUGCAGGAUUGAUGGGUCCCAGCAUGACGAGGGAUGUCGGGGGGAUGGGAAGUCUGGGGUUGGUGAACUCGUAUUUGAGUAGCCGGCGCAGAAAGGUGGCUGAAUUCAGUGAUGAGAGUUAG